UAAUAUUCUCCCUUUGCGCAUAUUGUAGCCAACCUGGAAUCUCUGCAAAUCACAAGUCUACCCAUCUUUACUAACAGAGGCCCAACCAAUUCCAAUACCUUUCUUUCCUUCCUACUUUCUCCUCCAACACUCAGCAGUUCCCACGGUCCUUAACUUCUGCCAGUUAUCAUUGCAAUCACUUGUAUUCAGAACUAAGCUCUUGGAAAGCAAAGGCUGGCUCUUAUUCACCCUUGUGGCCCCUGCAGUAGCAGUUCUGAGCCCUCCGGGUGAGCACGCUCAGCAAAAUCCCCUGGGGGCUUAUUAACAGACUCAGGGCCCAGCCCCAGACUCUGCGAUUUAGUGGGGAUGAGCCUGGAAAUCUGUAUGUGUUUUUCAAGUGUUCCAGGUUUUCUGCCAACAAGUCGGGUUUGGGAAGUUAAGGUCUCACCUGCAAAUGCAGCAUGGAAACGUCAGCAGGAUUUGUCCCAUUAAAACCCGGACACACAGCAAUAACAAAGGCGCUGGUGUCCUAAGGCUAAUGCGUGGGGCUCAAACCCCAGCCUGCAGGAACUCACCCCCGUGGUCAGAGCCGGGCCGAUGGGGGUGGACCUGGGCUGGUGCUCCUGACUCUGGGGAGAGGGAGACUUCCCGUGACCCGGGAAACUACUAUCAACCGGAAAAUCAGAGAAGCACAGAAGAUUCAAAAACACGAACGAUAACGCUGGCGAUUCCUUUUAUAUCUGGGGUAAAAAACAAAAACACACCAAAACAAAAGCCUGAACUUGUACACACACGCGCGGAAAAAAAACGUUGCUCCAGGGAAAAGCAAUCCAGACCCAGGCGGGAGGGCUGCGGGCUAGAGGGCCGGACACUGCUCCACGUGCGAAGGCGGAGGGAGGGACUCUGCGCCGGGCUGACGCGGAGCUACCCGGCGCGUGGGGGCCGCACACAAAGGCCGCGGGGCCGGCGCUGUCCCCGGCCCGCGUCUCCAGUAAGAGCCCUUUCUUCCUACGCAGCGAACAUGGCGGAGCGCUCCGGGGCUCCGGAGCUGCAGUGCGCACGCCGGGGCUGGGGCCGGGCUGGAGGCGGGCGCGCUUGCCCGCCCUCUCCUCCCGCCGACCACCUCAGGCGCCGCGGCCUCCAGGCCGCCACCAGCCCGCCCGCCUGCCCCCUUCUCCUCGCCCGCAGGGCAGCCCCUCACUCACCGGCAGCCGGCGAGCGCUCGGGCUCCGGCAGGUCUCCGAACAGGUCCAUGGCAGAAGCUGAUCGGCGGAGGCGGACACGCAGCCCGCGAGCGGCGGCGGCGGCGGCGGCCUGCACCCUCGGUGAUGGCAACAGCGGCUGCUGGGCGGUGGCGGUCAGGGCGCUGUCAGUCACCCGAGGGCGGGCCCGAAACGCCACCAAUUGGCGCGCGACGUGGCUUGGCCGCCCCAGAAUCCUACGCGCGGGCGAAAAAGGGUGGCGAGGGGGCGGGGCCGAGCGCACGCGCACUGGGCUCCAGGACCGCGGACCGGAAGCUGAGGCCGCCAUGUUUCCUGGGGAGUCCUGGCCUCUUCUGCUGAGCUGUAGCCCAGGCAUCCGUCCCAAGAAGGCCUGUCCAGAUCGGAAUGUCUAAGUUCAAGGGCAACUAUAGUGAGCCCUGAAGUCUGGGAAGGCUCCAUGGAGCUUUUCACAGGCGUCUGCCCCGUCGCCCACACACCCCCAGUGGGGGGCGGAUGUCCGUGCCUAGAUCAUUCAUUGUAGAGCUCGAGAAACCGGGGCUUCAUUGAGCGGCCCUGGGCGUUAGGGCUGAAACCAAUUAAGACGCCAGAUGGACAGGAGGCAGCCCUGCUCUGCCUACACCCUUCUGGCAGGUGUGGGGGAGCGGGACGGAAGGAUGUGAUGUUCCAGAAAAGCAGCCUGUGACCAGGGAUGGCCUGGCACACGCGGCCCUUUCUAUUCUAAGCCCAGUGUGGACGAAAAGGGGCGGCAUACUAAACCUGACAGCUCAGGGGGCAACUGCAUGGUGGGCUUUAUACACUCAGACCUGAAGUAACCGCAUGGGAUGGUCUGAAUGCAAAACUUUCUAGGUGGAUAUCUUCCUUGACAAAGAUCAAUCUUUACCUUAACUGAGCCUGUCUGCUGUCUUUCUGCAUCUAUGGUAAUGAUAAUAUACCUACGGAAUACCUGGGUAAUCCCUUUUCCCAGAUCCCUCAGGGCAGUCUCCCACUAGAGAUUACCAUCUCUAUGUGCUGAAAAUGUUGAUUGUUAACUAUGCUGAACCCACCAAGGCAAAUGAAGUGUCUCUCCAUUUUACUUUUUUCUCAGAUAUUACCCCUGCUUUGCUUUCUCCUGCUUCCCUAAUCUACCACCAAUGGAUUUUACAUAGCUCCAGUUAUGCUACCUCCAACAAACUGCAAAACUGCCAUUACCCAGAGCAUUAUCUCAAUCUUGUAAGAUUUCACUUUUGGGCAUGUCCUCAAAAGUUGGCUCAAAUUAAACCUCUAUGACUUUUCGAAGGGCUGGACGUCCUUUCGUGGUCAGUGCCAGUUUGGGGCCAGACACUAGUUAGGUGUUUUGUAAAUGUUAGUUUUAUUUAAGCUCUCACAGCUUGUAAGGAAAGUAAUGCUGCCUUUCUUAGGUCUGCAGGGGAUUCCCCUGGAGUCUUAGGUGAGAUCCCAUUAGCACUGGAGUAAAAAGUCUAUUAUCAGGAAUGGAAAAACCUUGUAAUACAGGGGAUGUGUGUGUGUGUUUGCAGGAAUGCAAAGAAACUUGUCGACUCUAGGGCACUUGGGCUGGACACCCCAGAACCUCCUAUGAUAGGUAGAGUUCCUUGUGGGUUCUUGCCUCAUGAAGUUUAAAGAAUAAAAUUCCCAGACUAAAAGAACUUGUUAGUAAAAGAGUAGAAAUUUAUUGGAAGCAAAUACCAUUCCCACAUAGAGAGGGGUUCUCGAGGGGGUAACCAACUAAGCCCCUUUGUCUAAGGUUUUAAAGGCUGGAAGUUCUUUAUCUAUGCUCCCUUCUAAUUGGACUCCUUCCUCAUUUAUCUUCUGUGAAAAUUUGUCUUCCUCUUGUAACAUUUCUCUAUCCUCUGUGAAAGUAAGAUAAGCAUUCUGGAGUCUUGGGGCUACUUCUCUCCUUCACAUGUGCAUUCCUCUCUCACGAAUCCCCUUUUCCCCUAAAACUGCCUAUACUGUCUCUAAAAUUCACUACCAGGGGCUUUGUUUACGGUGGAGGGUGGAGCACAAAGGCUUGGA
Molecule: messenger RNA, 3215 nt
Organism: Pipistrellus kuhlii (Kuhl's pipistrelle)
Lineage: Eukaryota; Metazoa; Chordata; Mammalia; Chiroptera; Vespertilionidae
Product: serine/arginine repetitive matrix protein 3-like
Exons: 2
Coding region: 434-1594 (386 amino acids)
Source: RefSeq, a predicted model, not a curated record